Messenger RNA from Anneissia japonica, 1203 nucleotides. Its product is annotated as choline/ethanolaminephosphotransferase 1-like. The record is from RefSeq and is a predicted model, not a curated record. Lineage: Eukaryota; Metazoa; Echinodermata; Crinoidea; Comatulida; Comatulidae. The transcript is spliced from 7 exons. Gene Ontology annotation, molecular function: diacylglycerol cholinephosphotransferase activity; ethanolaminephosphotransferase activity. Gene Ontology annotation, cellular component: Golgi apparatus; endoplasmic reticulum membrane. Gene Ontology annotation, biological process: phosphatidylethanolamine biosynthetic process. The coding region runs from base 130 to 1203 and encodes 357 amino acids.
GAGGGGAGCAUACGAAUUGCUGAUGAGCAAAACAACCGGUUGGUUGGGUGUUUUGGGAGAGGUGUUGUUUAACAAACUUUCUUGUUUACAUUUAAUUUAUUUCAAUUUCUUCAACAACUAAAGGGUGUGAUGUCUCUUCUAACAACAGCAAUACUGGAUUCUAGCCAACUGAAGCGAUUGGGUGAGCAUAAAUACAGCUCGCAUGGAAGUUCUAUCACGGAAGCCGUCAUGCAGCCGUUUUGGAAAUGGCUUAUCGAGAAGGUCCCUCGCUCGAUAGCUCCGAAUACAAUGACACUGUCAGGCCUAAUAUUAAAUAUUAUCAGCGCAGUUAUAUUGAUGUUAUAUUGUCCUACUGCAAAGGAAGAGGCACCAAGGUGGGCAUAUUUCUUUUGCGGUAUUUGUCUGUUCAUAUACCAAACGCUAGAUGCUUUGGAUGGAAAGCAAGCAAGGAGAACCAACAGUAGUACCCCGCUAGGUGAACUCUUUGAUCAUGGCUGUGAUGCUGUAUCAGCAGUCUUUGUAAGUAUUUCAACUUCAGUAACGUUGCAGCUUGGUGUUCAUCCGUUCGAGUGUUUCUUUUUGUGUUUUGUUGGACUGGCAUUAUUUUACACAGCUCAUUGGCAAACAUAUGUUUCUGGGACACUGCGAUUUGGAAAGUUUGAUGUGACUGAAACACAAGUAUCCAUUAUUUUCUGUCUAAUUAUUACAAGCUUUUUUGGACCAGCAAUGUGGUCCUACCAAAUACAUGGAUACAGAAUCAGCUUUCUGCUGCUUAUAUUUUCUACAUUCAUGUCAUUACUAUCUUUUCAAAAAUCAUUUGAAGUGAUCUUUGGUGGUGGAGGGUCCGGCCGCAACGGGUCAACAGUAGCUGGUACAAGUGUUUUAUCCCCUAUGAUGCAUUUUACUGCUGUUGUGUUGCUUGCAGUGAUGGUUAUGCAGAGAUCGCCAACACAAUUAUAUCAAAAUAACUGUUGUUUAUUCAUUCUUAUGUUUGGAAUGGUUUCUGCAAAAAUAACUAACAAACUAAUAGUGGCACAUAUGACUAAAAGUGGUAUGGAUUUUGCUGAUACCACUUUUUUGGGUCCAUUGAUGCUAUUCUUAAACCAAUACUUGGGAUUACCAAUUUCUAAUGAAAGUCUGGUUCUCUGGGCAGCUAUGGUAAGCAUUCCAAUUAAAAAUCAUAUUGAUCGUAUUGACAUCUAG